Messenger RNA from Caenorhabditis remanei, 384 nucleotides. RefSeq lists its product as uncharacterized. Lineage: Eukaryota; Metazoa; Nematoda; Chromadorea; Rhabditida; Rhabditidae. Bases 1 to 384 code for a protein of 127 amino acids. The record is from RefSeq and is a predicted model, not a curated record. The transcript has a single exon.
AUGGAUCCAGAAGACACCUUUCGAACUCAGAUUCCAAAUUUUCAAAAAAAAAUCAAUCAAACUUCAGAAGACAUUCGGAUUCAGAAUCCAAAACGUUUUGAAAAGCAAAAUCUCGAAAAAUUCGCAAAAAAAAACCCAGAAGACGUUGAGAUUCUGAAGCCAAAAAUCAUCGUUUUGUCUAUAUCUCUUCUCCUCUCCAACACUCGAAUUCACAAAUCCAAUUCAGACCGGUUCGAGCCGCCCGUCGUCACCAUCAUCGACGCCGUCGGAUACGGCUUGUUAACAUUUGCAUACUACUGUUUGGCUUUGGCAUCAAAAGAAAAAGAAAAAGGAAAACUACAAAAUCGGGUGGAAAUUCAGAAGACGUUCGUCUCGUCCGAAUAA